CCGUCCUGCCGAUCUUUCACAAAACUUACAUCAACCAGUACAAGGAUGAAGUCUAUCCUGGUGACCUUUGCCACCCUGUCAAUCGCGCUGGUGGUGGUCGUGGCCAUUCCGGCCAACUUCAACUACGGUGGCGGUGGCGGUUACUUCAUCAACGGAACGGGCCAAAGCUUCAACUUUUCCGGCGAAAGUAAUGGUACGAGCAUUCCGGGCCUGCCGGAUUUCGGUAGCUUCCUGCCGAACCUUGGCAAUCUGACGCAACAGUUCGGUGGAUCGUCGGGCACAUUCCCGCAGUUUAGCAUUCCAUCGUGGACGAACUUUACCGAUGCGUUCUCGUCCAUCUUUCCCUUCCUCGGCAAUGGGCAGGGUGGAGGUUUUCCGUUCUUCGGAUGAAGUGUGGUGAUGCGAUGCGAUAUGAACGAAAGUUAAUAAAAGUAUAUUAUGGCAGUCAAAUUGGUAUGGUCAGGUAUGGCUGUAUUGCAUCCGAAGCAAAGCGAAUCUAUUUUUUAGAGAAUAUGUUAUAUUUGCACAUGCUUAAUCAUAUUUAUAUGGCUUGCUAAUAUAUCACCGCUUUAAUAUAGUUAUGUCUCGCUCUUUCUCUCUUGUUGGCCUACUCACGAUAAGCCAUACUCACGUCGAUGUGACAUGGCCAGGUGACCAAUCAUUCUCCAGGAUGCUCAGUCCCUGUCUGUAGCCUUCCCAUCCAUGCAGACACCCGAUCUCCGUCAGGUCUCGCUUCACCUGGUCCAGCCAUCGAGUUCGCUGUCGAACACCUUCUUGGUGGGGUAUGAGUCCGGCAUCCGCAUGACAUUUAUUUGUUGGCAUCGAGACAUUGAAGCAACGGAACUGCAACGCUCAGAGUCUGUUUGUCGCGGGGCUUCUCGACAAUCGGAUUGACUCGCCCGCGCUUCGUUCGAAGUUCAACAUGCAGGUUCCGCCGAGAUCGCUCCGAGCUAGAUCGCUAUUCGACGUAGCGAGGAUCCCCGCACUCGA
This is a messenger RNA of Anopheles coluzzii, 990 nucleotides long. RefSeq lists its product as uncharacterized. The record is from RefSeq and is a predicted model, not a curated record. NCBI's taxonomy places the organism in Eukaryota, Metazoa, Arthropoda, Insecta, Diptera, Culicidae. Bases 46 to 390 code for a protein of 114 amino acids. The transcript has a single exon.